AUGUCUCACGUUCCAAGAGACAUUCGUAAUGCCAUGGCGACGACGCUUUGCGCCAUUAUGAGGGCAAGAGGUUCCUGCCAAAUCCCAAACUGCAUGUACUCGCAUGAGAAACGCAAGUUUGUCUGCCCGAGUGAGCUAGAGACCGGCAGUUGCAAAAAUGCAUAUUGUCGCUACCGCCACCAACGUGAUGGUAACGGCAAGCCCCUUCAAGCUGGCCAAACAGGGAAUCGUGCCCCACAGCAGGCUGCCGAUAAACAAUCACUUCAACGGGUGGAACCAAUCCCCGCACCCACCCGUCCGGUUAGCCAAACGGCGAGUGGCCAGGCUCUUAGCUCAGGGCCGGAACCAAAGAGUACAGCUGCUAUUCCAAAAGCACCAAUACCAACAACGGCGCCACGACUACGACCACCGCCACCGCCACCCGCCAUCACUAGAUGGAAUGCCCCCGAUCCGAUCUGUUCGAAUCAGGCCGAACGGGACAUGGUAUCGCUGUUUAGGCACCCAGUCAGGUGCCCACUUGAGUUGACGAACCUGGAGCGUCGCCAAAUGAUGGACUACGCGACCAAGUUACUGAACCAUCACAAGCCCCAGUUCCAGCGAUACGCGGUUCGAGAGAUGUCCGAGCCCUUAGCCCAUACCCACUUUCUAGACGUCACCAACAUCUUGAUGGCCGACGAAAGCGGGAGCAAUACUUUUGGCGUUAUCAUCUUUCUCACGCGGUUCGUUCCACUCGCAAGACUGCUGGGUCAAUCGUACUGGAGGGUCGAUGAAGCGGUCAAGGCUAUAUUCAGGAAGUUUUUGGAUGAUAUUCUUCCGGCCAAGCUGUACAAUAUCUACCUCAUUGCUCGCGGAGUUGCCUCUUUCAUUGGUUUCCAGGGUUCAGAUAACGACGAUAUCGACUGGCCAUCUCUCUUCGUUGACAUGCUUCACUGUUUCUUAAACAUGGCCAAGUUCUCGAAGAAUCACGAAGAAACCGUCGGAUUCUCGGCUUCUGACUACUGGCUAAUUUGUUUCAUUGAACAAUCCUGCGAUGUUUGGUUUGAUGGUCGUAUCGCCCCUCAAAGCUCCGCUAUGAAUGUGAGCCCGCGGCCCCCGAAAGAGACUGUCUUCGACGAAUUGGCCGAGUUAAUAUCUCUAUACAACCUGUCCCGCUUUUUCCCACCCAGUAGCUACUUAAAGGGCGAGCGUCACCGCUUAGACGAUAUCCAACGUUUGGAGUGUCCUCUCUGGGUUCAAACUGGAGCUUGUGCUGGAGAGAGCGAUGAUUCGUGUUUCUUCUCCCAUCGUCCUAGACUCGUAGACAAGCAUGCCGAGAAAUCUGACAAAAAGUUCAAGUCAAUGGAGCUGUGGUCGAAGUUUGGAAGCCGGCGCGAGAUUGUUACCGUCCAAGAUCUAACGGCUUAUUGGGACCAAGCUUUGGAGUUCCUAACUGAAGGGAAGGUUGAUUUCAUCUUUGAGUCCCUGAUGCGUAAGGAAGGAAGUUUCUUGAUUGGGAAGACAUUGAAACUUCGAACUCCUGAUGGUCGUGACCUGAGCUGUGAUGCCAUUAGAUCCUUCGCAACAAUUAUUGCCGACCCGCGUCUCGAGGCCUACAACCAGAAGGAGAGUAAAGUCUUCACUAUUGCUGACGUAUUCGUCGAAAACCAGAAAUUUUUCGUCGCCUGGAGUACUGACAUUCAAGAUGGUCUCAAGUUCGCAGCUGACUCAAAGCCUCAUAUUGAGGCGGCUAAGCUUGUUGUCGGCAUGACCCGCUUCAUGCUCAGCCUCAGCCCCAUUAACAAAUUAGAUAAGGAGACUAGUAAAGCCAUUAUCGAACUAUGUCGAAUUAUUGCUUGGCAUAGUUCCCACGCCGAUAUUGAAAUGGCCGCGGCGAAUGCUGUUGCAGAGAGACUUGGGCUUGUCAUCCGUAAGAACCUCUUAGAGGAGCGUGUCGAGUUUAUUGAUAGGGACGCACCAGACCUAGACGUCGUUGACUAUGAUGACGGCGUCUCCUUGGUCUUUUCAGAUGACAGUAAGAACGCUAAAGAGGACACUACCAAAACCGUCCAGCAGAUUCCAGUCGUGCAGCAGGUUUCUACCGUCCAGCAGACCCCAGUCGUCCAGCAAACUGCGGGUUUCCAGCCGAUCCUGACUACUCAGACAGUUUGUGUGGAUCUUGUUGAUACCGAGUCCGCCAACGGUUCUCAAACCGCUCCACAACCCCUUAAUUCCGAUUUGGCGGAACUGCUUAGGUCCGGACCGAUCGACUUUACAAACAGUCAAAAAGAGAAUAUUCGGGUGGGUGCCACUAGUACAACAAAAAUUGAGCAAAAGCUCGUCGAAAAGGAGAAAUUUCCAAAUAAACUCGAUGAGAUUACGCCGAGACAGGCUCUAGCGGUAAUUACUAUUCCAAAUCAACCGCCUACACCUAUCGCAGCAUUCCCGGAGAAAAAGAUGUCAGCUUUGGCAGAGAAGCCUGAAGAGGAAGACGAUGGGAUGGAAUCUCAACCAGAAGAUCGCGGGCCCUCUCCAGGCUCGAUAUCUGAUGACAUCCCAUCCCACGCACUCGAAGAAGCUAUCCAAUCGCUUUCUGACUUUUUCGAGUUUGGACUCGUCCGUCCAGCUGCCCGCCUUGCUGAAAUGGAAGCCAAUGGUACUUUCAUCACUCUUAAGGCAUUCUUUACCGAAGACCAGCUUCAUAUAUUCUCCUCUGAUCCGGCGGAGGAUAUUAGCAUUUUUUCACACCUUUUCCCGUUUCUUGAAACCCUCUGCCAUAAACUUGUCAAGCACGACUUGGAUGCAGAAGCUGGUUGGAAGAAUAUUAUGGGAGCACUUUUCAAAAAGCUUUGGGGUCUUGGAGAAUUUGUUAUAUUUUUUCGUAAUACACUUCGCAACUUCUACCUCCUUCACGAAGAGAGAGCUCGCUUUAGCUCGGGGUACCGAAAGUUGUACAGAAAAGCCACUGAGAACAUGUUCCGUCUCCUGCUUGGUUUGGCCAAGGCAAACCAGCUUCCACGUGUCGAUGGGUUGUUCCAACAUCUAUUGCUCCGUUUCCUCCGAAUAUUCUCGGAAGAAUACCGUCCGGCCCUCGCACGUGCUGACCCAGGAGCGGACUACACUAGUACAAGCACGCCCAGUGGAAGUAGUGUUACCGGGCUUGCUCAUGUUAGUCACGAUCCUCAGAGCUACCACCGCUGGAGUAAGGUUCACGCUUUGAUGAACAUUCUCAUUGCGAAAACCGGUCUUGUUGCCUUUUUCAAGCAGGUCCCUGGCGAGGUUGGCCGUGAUCCACAGCCUCGUCCAUUGUUUAAACAUGCAACGAGCUUCAUUUGUCCUGAUCAGAAAUUAUCGCAAUGCGAGUAUGCCGUCCAUUGUCAGUUUGCUCACGAACCGGAAGAUGCAAGCAGCCCAGAUGAAUGCGGCAGCCUUGAGAGUGAUAGUGGUGUUGAUACGGAUAGCGACGGGGGUACUGAGACGGGCGAGGAGGUGUUCUUCAGUACUACAAGCCGAAGCCGACUUCGGAGGGAGAGUAUUGUUAGUGCUUCCGGGGAUGAGAGUGCAAUCAGCAGGCGUUCCAUGUCUACGGUUAUUGACCCGAUGGAUCUUGCAAAUAUCUAA
This is a messenger RNA of Orbilia oligospora ATCC 24927, 3597 nucleotides long. RefSeq lists its product as uncharacterized. Gene Ontology annotation, molecular function: metal ion binding. Bases 1 to 3597 code for a protein of 1198 amino acids. Lineage: Eukaryota; Fungi; Ascomycota; Orbiliomycetes; Orbiliales; Orbiliaceae. The record is from RefSeq and is a predicted model, not a curated record. The transcript is spliced from 6 exons.